AUGGCCUCCCGGCCUGACGGCACAUCGAUGCCUCCCCGUCUUCCUGGCGGACAGCCGUCGUCUCGCCGCAAUCCUUUGUCGUCUCCCGCGGAAUCAAAUUUCUCCGCCGUUGAUUUUGCCUCUCCCUCGUCUGACAGCUCGUUUCCUUCCUCUGUUCCCUCACUCGAGAACUCCACACCUCCGCGGCUUUCCCUGUCGGCUCCGCGUCCCGCACAUCCGUCCGCGCACGCGUCCUCCGGUCUUGGUGUGUCGACGCGGGCCACGUUCCGGCAGCUUCUCGCGCAAGUGGAGCAGCAGCUGGCCUCGCUGACAGAGUUGAGUUGCAGCGUACGCGCACGCGGGUUCGGGUCCUCUGCCCUGUCGCUGGACGAGGCGAGGGAAACCUUCGAGACGCUUCGCAGCGACGCGUCUUCUGCCCUAGCGCGUGCCAACCGUCUCCUUCACGAGCUCCGAGUCGCUUCUUCUGCGUCUUCCUCUUCGGCCUCCUCUGUCUGUUCUGCCGCCCAACUCCGGCACUUCUCCGACCUUCUCCUCUCUCUCAAAACCGAGUGUGUCUCGACGUGCGAGGCGAUUUCGCUCGCACUCGACCGCGCCGCGCUUCUGCAGGCAGCCCCAGAGAGGAGCGAAGCGCCAGAGGAGCGAACCGAGAAGGACGAAGAAGCGUCUGCGGCUGUGUUCUACGCGAGAGAGGCAGGGAGUUUGAGAGAGAGCAACCGCAUGCUGUCGUCGAUCCUGCACGCGGGCUCGAAUGCCCUCUAUGCGCUGAGGAAGCAAAAAGCGGUCGUGGGAAAAAUGAAGGAUAAAGUGAGUGAAAUGAGCACGGGAGAUGUGGGUGCGAUCUCCGGCAUCCUCGGAAAGAUCGAAUGGCAGGGGAAAAAGCAAAAAAUCAUCCUCGCACUCGUUAUUGCCGUCUGCGUGUGUCUCUCUCUCGUCUGGGUCAUGAGGGGACACGCCUCGGCUGUGGAACCAGGUCCAGGGUGA
Neospora caninum is the source of this 981-nucleotide messenger RNA. RefSeq lists its product as hypothetical. The transcript has a single exon. Gene Ontology annotation, biological process: endoplasmic reticulum to Golgi vesicle-mediated transport; vesicle fusion. Lineage: Eukaryota; Apicomplexa; Conoidasida; Eucoccidiorida; Sarcocystidae. The record is from RefSeq and is a predicted model, not a curated record. Gene Ontology annotation, cellular component: SNARE complex; Golgi medial cisterna; cis-Golgi network. The coding region runs from base 1 to 981 and encodes 326 amino acids. Gene Ontology annotation, molecular function: SNAP receptor activity.